AAGCUCGGACAUGCGCAGUUGAGCCGACAGUCGCGGGUUAUGGAGGGCUCCCGGAGACUGCGUAUUGUCCCCCUGACGUGACAGCUGAUGCGUGGCUGAGUCCUCGGGCCAGCAGGACAGACAGCUAGCUGCCCGGAGAGUACAGACGCAGUUGGGGUAGGGGAGACUAAGCGGAGGCCACACGGAAACCAGUGAUUUUAUUCUUAGCAAUGCGGACGCUGAAUGUUUUGGCAAGCUAACCCCGUCCCUCUUGACAGGAACUAAACUGGACAAAAACAGAGAGUGGAACGACAGUUAGCUUAGUUUAAAUGUUAAUGUCAUUUAAAGCACACUUAUGGUCACAAUGUCCUGUACUGGAAACCUGGUUUGGGAUGUUAAUAAACGCUUAAUUGGAUACAACGAACCGAACACCAUCAGGACUAACUACUUGGGUAGAAGAGAAUUCGUCCAGAGGCUAAAGCUUGAAUCAACUCUGAAUGUGCAUGAUGGCUGUGUCAACACGAUAUCCUGGAAUGAGACGGGCGAGUACAUCCUGUCGGGGUCAGAUGAUACAUUUUUGGUCAUCACAAACCCUUACAACAAAAAGGUUAAGACAUCCAUACGCUCAGGUCAUCGUGCAAACAUCUUCAGCGCCAAGUUCAUGCCCCACACCAACGAUCAGGAGAUCAUCUCCUGCUCGGGAGACGGCAUCAUCUACUACACCCACACGGAGAAGAGUCCUGAGUACAACAGGCAGUGCCAGUUCACCUGCCAUUACGGAACAGCUUACGAGAUUAUGACUGUACCAAAUGACCCGUACACCUUCCUUUCGUGUGGAGAGGACGGCACGGUCCGGUGGUUCGACCUGCGCAUGAAAACCAGCUGCACUAAAGAAGACUGCAAAGACGACAUACUGAUAAACUGUCGGAGAGCUGCCACGUCCAUAUCCAUAUCUCCUCUGGUGCCGUACUAUCUGGCUGUGGGCUGCUCUGACAGCUCAGUGCGGAUCUACGACAGACGCAUGUUGGGCACCAGAGCCACAGGUAACUACAUGGGACGAGGAACGACUGGCAUGUGUGUCCGCUUUGUUCCCACCCACCUGUCCAACAAGUCCUGCCGAGUCACGUCGCUCUGCUACAGCGAGGAUGGUCAGGAGGUGCUGGUCAGCUACUCCUCCGAUUACAUCUACCUGUUCGAUCCUAAAGACGACCAGGCGCGGGAGCUCAAGGGCCCGUCAGAGGAGAGGAGGGAGGAGCUGAGGCAGCCUCCAGUGAAGCGCCUCCGCCUGAGAGGGGACUGGUCCGACACCGGACCCCGAGCCCGUCCUGAGAGCGAAAGGGAAAGAGACGGAGAACAGAGUCCAAACGUGUCGCUGAUGCAGAGGAUGUCUGACAUGUUGUCCCGGUGGUUUGAGGAGGCCAGCGAGGCACAGAGCAGCAGAGGAGCUCGCCCGCAGGCUCGACCCAGAGGAACAGCUGUUCGUCCUGAGGGGGGGCUAAGCAAUCCUCCUGCCCCAACAGUCGACUCCACGCAGGAGUCCAGCGCCCCCGAGAGGCCCUCAGGGCCAAACCCCACAGAGGAGCCUGUCAGUCCUGCAGAGGCCGCUGCCGCCACGCUCAAAUCCACAUCCUCAUCCUCCUCGGGAUCGUCCUCCGCUGUCACAGCGCCCCCCACCUCCAGCUCCUCCCCACUGGAAAGCUCCGCCCCUUCUUCUUCACCAAUCACGUCCUCCCCAGACUCCGAUCAGAGGAGUCAGACCGACGCAACAGAGAUGCCGACCUCUACGCCCACCUCUGAGCCCACGCUCUCAGAGUACGGUCCUCACCGGUUGCCCAUAAGUUUAGUGUGUAGACGUUUGCAGAGGUUGCUCCGGCUGGCAGACCCCCCAGGACAGGCCCAGAGAGCGGCCUCGUCCUCCUCUCCUUCCUCCUCCUCCUCCUCCCCAGCAGCCUCUGAGAGACGGACACAAAGAAGUGCUCCUCCUCCUUCUGCUGCUGCAGAUUCCCCCUCGUCUGUGGUAAACAAACAGCUGGGAUCCAUGACUCUUGAUGAGCAGCAGGGAGCUGCAGGUUCCCUUCAUGAUGAAUGUGUCACCGCAGGAGCCAGCAGCAGCACCACGCCGCCUGCCACCACCUCCACCUCCGUGUCCACCAGUCGACUGAACACAGCAGAACCGGUCCUCAGCUUGCACUACAGCUCAGAGGGAACCACCACCAGCACCAUCAAGCUGGACUUCACAGAUGAGUGGAGCAGCAGCAGGUCCAGCUCUAUGGGGGAGCCGAAAACGUUGGAGCCUCCUGCUCCUCCGAGCAAAGAGAGUCUGACGGCUGAGAGUUCAGUCUCAGAACAGGCUCACAGUGAGUCCUCGGCGCAGCAAAGUUCCCCCGCUGCUGCCGCCUCUGCAGAACCUCCCUGCUCCGCCUCCGGUUCUACUGUCCCGAGCAGCUCAGGUCCGGAGGAGGGUUCAUCGUCCGAGCGGAUCAGCGCAGCAUCUUCUCAGGACAGAAGCCAAUCAGGGCCUUCGGAGGAUACAUCAGGGGGCUGCAGGAGGGCGGAGCCAGCUGGAGAGGAAGGGGAGGGCAGCCAGAGUCAGCCGGCGCGCGGCAGCCAGGACUCAGACGACAGCGACGACGAUCCAAUUCCCAUCCCGAUGUCCAGAUUCAGAGGACAGGGCCAGAGUUCCAGGGGAUCUGCAGUAGGAGAUAGGAUGAUCAGGCGCUCGGCUGCGGCUCGCAUCCAGGAGCUGUUUCGCAGGAGGAAAGAAAGGCGGGAGAUGGAAGAGAGCGAGACGCAGAAUAUCAGGAGGCCUUCUGUCAAAAUGGUCUACAAGGGCCACCGUAACUCUAGGACAAUGAUUAAGGAGUCGUGCUUCUGGGGAAACAACUUUGUGAUGAGCGGCUCAGACUGCGGACACAUCUUCAUCUGGGACCGACACACCGCCGAGCACUUGAUGCUGCUGGAGGCCGACAACCACGUAGUCAACUGUCUGCAGCCGCACCCGUACGACCCCAUUCUGGCUUCUUCUGGGAUAGAUUAUGACAUAAAGAUAUGGUCGCCGCUGGAAGAGUCGCCGUCUUUCAAUAGACAGCUGGCUGUUGAGGUAAUAACCCGGAACGAGCUCAUGCUGGAGGAAACGAGGAACACAAUCACAGUCCCGGCUUCGUUCAUGCUCCGCAUGCUGGCCUCCCUCAAUCACAUCAGAUCAGAUCGACUCGAGGGCGAUCGCUCUGAAGGCUCAGGCCAGGAAAACGAGGACUAGCCGGCGCCGCCAGGAGGCUGACAGAAGAAAACACUAUUUGCUGUACAGCACUUGAAGAAAACCAGAGAUUUGUACCUGUUCUGUAGAGACAACUUUGUAAUUUUAGUGGAAUUUCUAGCCCCUGGUGUUUUUUUAAAGACGACUUUCUUACCGAUGUUUGUGUGUGAGGAUCAUCUGCGUCUGUGCGAAUGCAACGAGGACGUCGAUACAAAUAUGCAGUGUGAGGUGGAGCGUGUGAAAGGAUGUAAAGUGCAAUAUUGUUUCUGUUUGGAGAAGGUGAGCUCAGUGUUAACUUUGGAUAUUAUUUUUUUUUUCUGAAUUUGUAGCAAAGAACUGUGGAUGUGCUCCUGCAACCGCUGCCGCCGCGCAUGUGAAUACGGACUUAAAGUAACACGCAAAUGCUUUAACUUUUGCUGUUGGAAAAAAGAAAAACGGUGACUCCCAAAAAAAAGUAAAUAAAAAAAAGGUGUAUUGUUUUAUAGAACCUGAUGGAAAAUAAAAGAUUUAAAAACA
This is a messenger RNA of Oryzias melastigma (Indian medaka), 3751 nucleotides long. It is a transcript of the gene dcaf6, whose product is annotated as ddb1 and cul4 associated factor 6. Gene Ontology annotation, cellular component: Cul4-RING E3 ubiquitin ligase complex; cytoplasm. The transcript has 21 exons. Gene Ontology annotation, biological process: positive regulation of transcription by RNA polymerase II. The coding region runs from base 335 to 3238 and encodes 967 amino acids. The record is from RefSeq and is a predicted model, not a curated record. Gene Ontology annotation, molecular function: protein binding. Lineage: Eukaryota; Metazoa; Chordata; Actinopteri; Beloniformes; Adrianichthyidae.